AUGGAUUCUGCCGAUUCUCAAGAUCUUAUUGUCAGGCCACCUCCAGGCACAAGAUAUCUCAGUCAUGGAUUUGCUGCCCAUAUUUACGUGACACUUGAUUGCGAAUUCGUUAUCAAGCGACCAAAGGUGUUUGUUGGGUACGACGAUAGCUGGAAUAUCUUCCGUGGGCUUGUUGAUAAUGAGAGGAUGAUCUAUGAGCGCCUGGGCGUCCACGAUGGAGUCAUUGGAUAUCAUGGAUACGACGAGAACAGCGGAUCGAUCCAGCUGGUAUGUGCCAGUGAUGGCGACCUAACAGAUUUCAUCAACAACAAACCGAAGCCGGACCAGAAGAUUCGUUCCAAAAUGAUGAGACACAUAUCCGACACUCUGCUCUACAUUUAUUCACGUAAUGUCGCUGUACAGGACAUUAAGACCGAUAAUGUGCUUAUGCAUCAAGGAAUGCCAAAGAUCUGCGACUUUACCGAAAGCAUCCUAUAUCCUCUGACCGAGAAGAUGCAGAAUGUUUGCCCCAGAGAUGUAUUAAAUCAGGAUCUUCUUGGGAUUGGCUGCGUCCUCUAUUCUAUCUCUACCUGGGAGGUCUUCAACUACGAUUUCUGCGAGAAAGGGUGCUGGCCCACUUCGGACGACCUGAAGCCGACAGAAAAUAUCGAGUUCGGGAGGAUCAUCGAAAAUUGCUGGCACGGAGAGUAUAGUUCUAUCGAAGACUUUCACAAAGACAUCACCGGAGUUGAGACAAAGUGA
Molecule: messenger RNA, 741 nt
Organism: Fonsecaea erecta
Lineage: Eukaryota; Fungi; Ascomycota; Eurotiomycetes; Chaetothyriales; Herpotrichiellaceae
Exons: 1
Coding region: 1-741 (246 amino acids)
Biological process (GO): protein phosphorylation
Molecular function (GO): protein kinase activity; ATP binding
Source: RefSeq, a predicted model, not a curated record